Molecule: messenger RNA, 411 nt
Organism: Fusarium graminearum PH-1
Lineage: Eukaryota; Fungi; Ascomycota; Sordariomycetes; Hypocreales; Nectriaceae
Exons: 2
Coding region: 1-411 (136 amino acids)
Source: RefSeq, a predicted model, not a curated record
AUGACCUCUCUAUCACCCAGACUCUCUCGAGUCGCGCAGUCUGCUGUACAGUCUAUUACCAUGUCACAGAUGUCUCAGAUGUUGGACCAAACUCGAACCUCUCGCGCUUCACAUUCUUUGUUUCCGGCCUUUGGGCGCGCUCCAAUGCAACAUUCAUUGUUUCCAUCGAUCUAUCGCCAUCAGGUUCGAACGCAGCAUACCACACCAACGGUUCGCCAGCGUAUGUCAUACCAACUAGAUCGUGAGAUACAGAAAAAACAUUUCGAUUAUGGUGGCCUUAAAGGUGAAAGUCACCAAAUCAGAAGCUCCUCUGAAGCAAACCUUCGUGUUUUAUGCUAUGGAGUUGUUUUCUUUUCAGUCGUGGGCAUUAUAGGGCGAGUCUUAGGGUUGAUUUCCGAUGACUCAAACUAA